This is a messenger RNA of Lodderomyces orthopsilosis Co 90-125, 990 nucleotides long. RefSeq lists its product as uncharacterized. The coding region runs from base 1 to 990 and encodes 329 amino acids. The transcript has a single exon. The record is from RefSeq and is a predicted model, not a curated record. Lineage: Eukaryota; Fungi; Ascomycota; Pichiomycetes; Serinales; Debaryomycetaceae.
AUGUCUAUCAAUCCUAGAUUCAAAUUAUUAAGAGGAUCUACUUCUACUCAAAAAGCCCAUCCUCAAAUUGCUGUCCAACAACAGCAACAUCUUCACGAAACGCCACACCUGACGAAAUCUCAGAACAGGUACAAUAGUAGUAGAUUUGAAGCUACAUCAAGCAUCUUAUCAGACUAUGAUGAUUUAGAAGUGAUUGAUGAUGUUAAUGAAGAGUCACUGUAUGUUCUAUUCAACCCGAUUUCGAAACCCAAAAAUGAGUCAGAUAUACUUUCUUUGACUAAUACGUCAAAGGGGGAAUCAGAAGUGGAUACAGAUCAGGAAUAUGAAGCUAAUGACGUACAAAAGUUGAAAGAAGAUGAAGAAGAAGAGGAUGAUGAUGACGUCGAUGUGCACACUGACACGGAAAAACUAUCCAACAAAAUAAACAGUUGGUAUAACUCAAAUAUUGUGACAUCUAGUCAAGAAAUUGAUGAAAACGUAGCUAGUUGGAACUUGGAUGAAGAUGAGGAAUUGUCGAGUUCUAACGCACUGAGACUACCACAACAACAACCAGAACAGCAACUGUUGGAAGAGAGCAAAAGACUACUCACUGAAUUUUAUGGAGAUGACCUUUUUAAGUGCCUUGAUCAAGAAGAUAUAGCUAAAGUCAAAGGAUUCCACAAUAUGAUGGAUGUUAAACGUUUCCUUUUAGAAAAAGAUGUUGCUCCAACUGAUUCGUUACUCAGACAAUUGAUUUACAAGAUCCUUUACGUUAAAGAUAAAUCAUCCAGUUUUGACACUUCUCAUCACACUUUCAAUUUAGGAAACACAAAUUAUAUCAACUAUUUAAUGGAGGAUGUACAUCAAAAACAACUGCAACCACUACCAUUUGGUGGAAGUUUCUUGGGUGCACCAUCCACUUUUUCUGAUACUAAUACUGGUGGUGGAUCAUCUUUGAUUAUGUGUGGAGGUGUUGGAUUUGGUGACAAGACUUCAUGGAAUGAUAUAUAA